UUCCGUCGCUACACAUCUCUUCAGCGGGAGAUGUCUUUUGCGCUGUUCUGAAGCAGGCCGACUAUCUCAUUGCUGGUCAAUACGGUCAACCACCGAGUUUAAGUAACAAUUUCUAGCUCCCUCCGACAAGCAUGAAGGCAUGACUGUCCUCCUGUUCUUCCCCUUUAUACUGCUCCUGUUGGCGGCACUAUCCUCUCCAAGCAUCGCAUCGGACUACCAUGAGCAGCUUAUUCUUCAGCCAUUGCCCCCGUCUUCCCUCCUAGCCUCGUUCAAUUUCCGAAGCAAUGCCUCCCAGGCGUCGUUUGAACAACAGCACUUUCGGUACUUUCCACGGUCCUUGGGCCAGAUCUUGCAACAUUCGCACACCAAAGAGCUACAUCUUCGCUUUACGACCGGACGAUGGGAUGCGGAAAGUUGGGGCGCACUACCAUGGAAUGGAACCAAAGAAGGGGGAACUGGAGUAGAACUGUGGGCAUGGAUUGACGCCGCAAAUGAUGAAGAGGCAUUUGCGAAGUGGAUCACCUUGACACAGUCCUUGUCGGGCCUGUUUUGCGCAUCGUUGAAUUUCAUUGAUUCUACUCGGACCACACGCCCGGUUGCUUCAUUUAAACCGGGUGGAGACCAUCCAGCGUCGAAUCAGCUUCAUCUUUUGCAUGGAACACUUCCGGGAGAGGUCGUUUGUACUGAAAAUCUCACGCCGUUUUUGAAGCUCCUUCCGUGUAAGGGGAAGGCUGGUAUUUCUAGCUUAUUUGAUGGGCACAAACUGUUUGAUGCAUCAUGGCAGAGCAUGUCUAUUGAUGUGCGCCCUCUUUCUCCCCAAGGAAGCGAAGGCCUAGUCCAGAUUGAACAGACGGUAGACAUGGUCCUUGAUAUUGAGAGAUCUAAACGUCCGCGAGAUAACCCAAUUCCGCGGCCAGUGCCUGCCGAUCAGCUCGUAUGUGACACGUCGAAGCCAUACAAUUCCGAGGACACUUGCUAUCCUCUGGAAAAGACGAGUGAAAAUGAAUGGAGCCUAUCACAGGUCUUCGGUCGAGGCAUCAAUGGCCCCUGCCCCAUCACGGAAGAUGGGUCUCCUGGCGCAAAGACUGUCUGUCUCCGGGUACCACAUGAGAGAGACGUAUUAGUGACCGCUGGGGGCUCCGAAACAAAAUACCCGGACGGAUUCACGCGUUGCUUCUCAAUAGAUUCCCCGCGUGUGUUCGAUCUUGUCCUUCCUGAGCAGGAAAUUCAUUCUCAUGUACCCCUGGUUGAACCUAUCCUGCAUGCGGAGCGAACGAUUAUUGGCCAUGGCCAGGAACGUGGUGGAAUGCGCGUCAUAUUUGGAAACCCAUCGAGCGCAAGUUCUGUUGACUUCAUUUACUUCGAGACUCUACCCUGGUUUAUCCGGCCAUAUAUUCACACGCUUCAGGCGACCAUAGCUGGUCGUGAUGGAGUGCAUCGCCGAGUUCCCGCUUCAGAAAUUAUCAAGGAAACAUUUUACCGACCAGCAAUCGAUCGAGAGCGUGGCACGCAACUGGAGUUAGCAUUGUCCGUUCCGGCAGCAUCUACUGUGACUCUGAUAUACGACUUUGAGAAGGCCGUUCUGCGAUACACAGAAUAUCCACCCGACGCGAACCGGGGAUUCAACGUUGCACCUGCGGUGAUUAAACUCCUGCAUCCUGCCGGAGACAACAGUGAGGGGGGAUCACCGAUGUAUAUCCGCACAACCAGUCUUCUCCUCCCGCUUCCCACGCCAGAUUUCAGUAUGCCAUAUAACGUGAUCAUCCUUACGAGUACCGUGAUAGCUCUGGCCUUUGGAAGCAUCUUCAACCUUUUGGUCCGUCGGUUUGUAGCUGCGGAUGAGGCCAAGGUUCUCGUACGGCAGACACUCAAGGGCCGAGUGUUCGGCGGGAUUGUUGCUAUUCGGGAUCGGAUUAGUGGGAAAGCAGAAAAGGUGGAAUAGGAUAGCUUAUUUAAUGGUAUAAAGAUUAGCCUACUAUGAGCAUCAACUAUCUUCCGCAUUACUUUUUGUAAGAUUCUGCUAAAAAUGAUAUAUGGUAGAUCUCAAUCUGAUUCCCAA
Messenger RNA from Monascus purpureus, 2059 nucleotides. The record is from the annotation of a GenBank genome assembly. NCBI's taxonomy places the organism in Eukaryota, Fungi, Ascomycota, Eurotiomycetes, Eurotiales, Aspergillaceae.